GUUUUACUUUAUAAUUAUUUUGUAGACAUAAUAUUUCUUGGAUAUAAUUUAUGAUAUUAUUUCGUUUUAUUAUUUGAUAUACUAAAAAUCAAAACAUCUUUUAAUACGAAUACUUCAGCAUAACAAAGUCAGUCAAUUUGUGUAAACAAUGGCGGACAGCGCGAGCGAGUUGGAGAGCGAUACCAGUUCUCUUGAUGGCAGUAUUUUACCUAAAACUUCGGCCAACUACCAGAUUGAGCAGUUGAAAAAGCGAAUAGAAUCUUUGCAGCAGGAAAAUAGAGUGUUAAAAGUGGAACUUGAAACAUACAAGCUAAAAUGCAAGCAACUCGCAGAGGAGAAACAAGAAUUGAAAAGGGCGAGCGUGAACAUCCAAGCAAGGGCAGAGCAGGAGGAGGAGUUUAUAAGUAACACAUUACUGAAGAAAAUCCAGCUACUUAAGAAGGAGAAAGAAUCACUGGCCAUGAAUUAUGAACAAGAAGAAGAAUUCCUUACAAAUGAUCUCUCAAGAAAACUAACGCAGUUGCGGCAAGAGAAGGUUGAGUUAGAGGAGACUUUGGAGAAAGAACAAGAGUACCAAGUGAACAAAUUGAUGAGGAAGAUAGAAAAACUGGAGAGGGAUACAGUCUCCAAACAAACCAUACUUGAACAGUUGAGACGAGAAAAGAUAGAGCUGGAGAAUGCUUUAGAACAAGAACAAGAAUCAUUGGUGAACAGACUGUGGAAACGAAUGGACAAACUUGAGGCAGAAAAAAGGUUGUUGCAAGAGAAGCUUGAGCAGCCAGUAACAGAGCCACCAUCCCCUCGUGAUAUAAAUAAUGGAGAUACCGCAGAAAAUCUUUCCACACACAUAGAGGGUCUCCGAGGUGAAGUUACCAGACUUAGGAGACAGCUGAGAUCAGCACAGAUAGAACAUGAGGAGAAAAUGGCGCAUUAUGCUCAAGAGGAGCGUCACAUUCGUGAAGAAAACCUUCGACUACAACGUAAACUACAAAUGGAGAUGGAACGGCGGGAAAGUCUGUGUCGUCACCUGUCUGAGAGUGAAUCUAGCUUGGAAAUGGAUGAUGAAAGACAUUUCAAUGAGAUGACGAAGCAGCAUGAUAUCAGUGGAGGAAGUGGAUCCUCUGGUCACGGACAUUCUAGUACCGGUGGUAGCGGACACAUUCGUCCUCGCACAGUAUCCAGUCCCAUACCCUAUGUAUCACCCAAUUCAUCCAGACCAUUAUCUCCAGCUGGAGGUAUGCACCCAAUCUUUAGCCCCCCAAGUCCCAUGAGAAGAAACACAGGGGAGUCAACAUCAUCUAGAUCAGCAUUUCAUCCACCAGGGUUUGGUACUUCACCCCCGGUACAUACCAGUAGUCAUAUGCCCAUGGCCCACUCUGGACCACAGAGACGUGCAUCUGGUGAUAAAUUUGUCCGUCCCAGCAGUUAUCCUAGUAUUGACAAGAACGAUAAAACUUGAGAAUGUUUCAGGGGGAGAUUACUGAAACAGCUUCAUGUGCUUGCACUUGUUCGAGGGAGUAACUUGUAAUGGCUUAUUAGCAUUUCUGUUCUCGUGCCCUCAUUGGCUUAGCAAUUCAUCCAUGCAGAACUGCAUACUGCCCAGGUGAUCAGCUUUGUAUCUUUCUUAUGUUUUGGUAUAAAGUGUCUUGUUUGGUGCUAUGUCUUAAGCAGAUUUGUAUACAAUAUUGCCUCACGGAAUAGUCAAAUAGACGAGUAUACUUGUCCAAGAUACCUCAAGAACUGUGUAACCUUUAAAUCUUUAUUGCACUAUGUAUGUGCUAUCCACAUUUUAACUCUUUAUAUAAUUAGCACUAUUUUUGGAUCACACAGUUUGUUAUCUUCAGACAAUAUGUAAGAAAUAACAGUAAAGAAUGUUUUUCUUUUCAGCAUUACCUUGCUUCUUAAUAAGUUUUUGAAAAAAUUGCUAGAAUAUAUCAAGAUUUUAUACCUGAAGGUUUUGAAAUAUUAAGAAAUUGUAUAUUUAAAUGGAUUUUUGAACAAAGAUUGUGCAAGUUUAUUUUCAGGAAUGAAAAUAUCAGUUUUCAUGGAUACAUCUGAUGCCCAGUUUUUCAUUUCAUCAGUUUUAUACUUUAAAUCAGUAUUGCUGAACAAUUGUUACGUUUCUCUUGAAAGUGUUGUUAAAAACAAGAUACAUUUAUCAUGAUAAUCUGGAAAUGUAAGUUUUUAAAUGUAUGUGAUUUUGUUAAUACUGACAAAUUUGUAGAAUUGAAAAUCAGACAGUCAGGAAUUGAGAUAAAAUUCUUUAUACAUGUAUAUUUAAAAAUGUGGUUGAAAAAAAAAAAGUUGUAUUUAAUAUUUGAAAAUAUUGUUAUAAGUGAUACAAUUUGUAAUAAGUACUAUAGUUUAUAGGUUUUGAAAUAUCACAAAGAUGAUUUUGUGAGAAGAAUUGUGCAAGGUGUUACAAAACAAACUAUAAAAGACAUCAGUUUUCCCUUAAUUUUGUCUCCUUGUUUAAGCACAGAAUGGGUUAGACAGAAUUUUUACACAGAAUAUAAGAGGGAUUCAUUGAGUAGUAACAUAUACAGAGGUAUUUGAGUUGUGCCUUUGCAUUACUAUGAUUUCCUCUAACAUUGAGACAGUGAGACUUCUCUAUCUAGUCAAAGAUUGUUUUCCUUAAACUUCAUUUUAUUAGUAUGCUUAAGUAUGCUCUUUUUUCUUGAGGUAUUUCUCUGAAACAGACUUACCGCUAUUGGUAGACUAAUUGCUUUUUUUGAAACAGAGCCUGGUGAUACAGAUAUGUUUUGCUUUAUCUGGGGUCUUCGUUUGUGUUUUAUGAUAUAAGUUAUUGUUGCAUCUCAUAAAAUGGGCAUUGCUGUGCUUUACCAGAUUUCAUAGUAUACUUGAAUGAAUCGUCUGUUCUUAAAUGUUCAUGACAUUAUCAGUUAUAAGAAGUUAGGACCUGCUAUCACAUAGUGAUGAAACAUCACACAAAGUUCAUUUGUAUCUGUAGAUAUGUUCUCUGUUUCAUAGAAUUGAGACGUUGUUUCAGUGUAAUUAAUUUUUAAACAUACUUUACAAACUUUGCUUUGUUGUUAGGGCACCGUCUUGUUAUCAGAAUUCUGUACCAUUUCUCACUGCUAGGACCGUGGUGGCUAACUAAUAUCAAUAAAGAAUUCAGUUUUGUUAAAUUCUUAAGAACCACAUGUAUAUUUGUGUUUUCAUACACUGCAGCUAUGUUAUCAAGGACUGUAGCUAUGUUAUUAAAUACUGCAGCUAUGUUAUAAAAGUGUUAUUAAAUACUGUAGGUAUGUUAUAAAAGUGUUAUUAAAUACUGUAGGUAUGUUAUCAAAUACUUCAGCUAUAUUAUUAAAUACUGUAGCUGUACUAUUAAAUACUUCAGCUAUAUUAUAAAAGUUAUUAAAUACUGCAGCUAUAUUAUAAAAGUUACUAAAUACUUAGCUGUGUUAUGAAAUACUGUAGCUAUGUUAUUAAAUACUGCAGCUAAGGUAUUAAAUACUGCAGCUAUAUUAUUAAAUACUGUAGCUAUCUUAUAAAAGUGUUAUUACAUACUGUAACUGUGUUAUAAAAAACUGCAGCUAUGUUAUUAAAUACUGUAGCUAUUUGGGAGAUGCAACAGUGGUUGAGGCAUGAUACAAUUGGCAUUAUAUCCUGAUGUGUUAUCAAUUUAAAUAGCAGGUAGGGAAAAAAUGGAGUAAAAAAUAGUUGUUAUGUUUUGUUGUUGCUUUUCUUCAGUUGUGAAUAAUGUGAUAAUUUUUGUAGCCUGAGCAUUUGCAUUUUUUGGGGCAGAACAGAACUCAUUUUAAUUAAGUUUGUUUUUCAUUAACUAAUAACUCUCAAGUUGCUGUAUCCAAUUUACAUCUACAAAUUAUAGAAUGUCAGUUGACUUUAAGUACCAUCACAUAUGUAUAAAGUGACAUCAGUUUUUGAUUUUCUGUAAAGCAUUGAAAUCAGUGCUUUUACCUAUAUAGUAGUUUUCUUUCAAGCUCACAAAAUUACCGUAAUUCUGGCGUAAAUUUAUCUUAGUUAUGUCCCAUACCCAGUAUGCCAGCCCUUUAAGUGCUUGAACCGGUAAUCAUUAUUUCCGUGCUUAACCCUUAGCCUGCUGGCGGCAAGUGAUUCUGCCUUUGCGACCAGUGCAGACCAAGAUCAGCCUGCACAUCCGUGCAGUCUGAUCAUGGUCUGCACUGUUCGCCAUUCAGAUAGUAUCCUUUUGGUAAGCACCCCUUUUAGCAGUUAAUGGUACUGUCCAAAUUGAAAGAUGGACAAGUUCAUUAUAACAAUUUAGCAGGCUAAGGGUUAACUAUCAGAUUAUUAUUAUUACUGUAUGUUUGCCAGUGCAUGAUGGUGCCAUUUAGAUCUAGUUAUUGAAUUUUUUUAAUGGCAACCAAAGACAGAAAAUUCCAGUUGAUUGAUCUGUUCGCUGAUAUAUUUCUGAUUCACUUGAUACCCUGUCUCAGACAGUUUUUAUAGCCAAAAAUCUGUAUACAAAAAAUAAGAGCUUGGAAAAAAAAUAAAUUUUGAAAAAAACAACAACAGCAAACUGUUAACAGAACAUAUUUUGACAAUUCAGGAUAUACAUGUUGCAAAAUAUAUCGGAGAUGUAUCUGAGUGGUAAUUUGUUAAUGGAAAAUAAAUAUAUAUUUUACUAUGUUCUGUAUACUGGUAAUUUGUGUACACAAGAUAUCCAGGAUUCAUAACUAUAUAGCAUUUUCUUUACUGCCAUAUUUAGUGUACUGCUUGUUGUAAAGAAUUGUUCAGAUUACCAUAUGUAUUACCCAUUAUGAAAAUCAAUUUAAAAUAUUGCAGUAAAUUGCCUAUUAAUUUCCUUAAUAAUUUUGACAAGAACUAUUUUCUGGUGUAUAAAUAUAUGUUGAUAUAUUAGCAAUGCAUAAAACUUUCACCUCUGCUCUACAGGCAGUGCUACCAGUGUAAGAAUAAGUUGACAUGUUUUGUUGGAAGGAAAGAGAAAUUUUAAAAUUUACAUGAUUUUGUUUGGUCUGAGAUAUUCAAGACAUUUUUACACCACAUACUUUAUAUUUGGGUGCUAAAAUAUUCCCUUUAAUUCCAGAAUAUUGGUACAUGUAUAGACAUACUUUUACUCAUGAAUGGAUGGUUUUGUGUGCGUCUUGGAUGUUGUUACAUUAGAUAUGUGCUCAUUAAAUUGGUUCUUACGCAGCUAUUUAUUUAAUUUUUGUAUUGAUAUUUUGAAUUUGUAUGAUAUUCCCGACUUAAUACUGCCCGCAGCUUUACCUGUAUGUCGUUUGCUUUUGUUGUAUCACAAUUGAUUUGACUGAGGGUGAAGUUGACUUAUGUUGUUUGCAUACAUCAGUGAUAGAAGAUGUAUCAGAAAUAUUGUCAAAAUCCGCCUCUCUUUUUUUUUCUCCAAGAGAUAGAUAAAAUACAAAUGUGUAUAAAAACUAUGUUAUCAGCUCACAUAUUAGUAAUAUUAAAGAUAUGUUACUCUUGAAGUGAACUUAAUUGUUAAAGAGAGAUUAUGUUCAUCUGCAGAUACAAUUGAGCAAGGGCAAUAUUUUGUACUAUAUUCAGAAUAUCAUUGUUUGACAGGUAACAUUUAUGCGCUUCAAUUUCCUACUAAGACAUUCAUUCAAACAGCACCUCCCUUCACUGGAAAAUACCACUCCACCAAUUCUAACAUAGCCACUCAAGAUCCACCGUAAUAUUGAGGUCAAAACACAGCACUGUCAAUUUAUACAGUACUGAAAUAUGAGACCAUAAAUUGCAUUUUCUUUUCUGCUACUUUAGAAACUUAGCGUAAACAGAAAUUAAGAUGAUAGGAGCGAUUUUAUCUUCCAAAUAGCAUGAGAGAGGAUUGGGAAUAUUUGAGCCGUGCCAUGGGAAAACCAACAUAGUGGGUAUGCGACCAGCAUGGAUCCAGACCAGCCUGCGCAUCCGCGCAGUCUGGUCAGGCUCCAUGCUGUUCGCUUUUAAAGCCUAUUGAAAUUGGAGAAACUGUUAGCGAACAGCAUGGAGCCUGACCAGACUGUGCGGAUGCGCAGGCUGGUCUGGAUCCAUGCUGGUAGAAUACCCACUAUGUUGGUUUUCCCAUGGCACGGCUCAUUUUAUAUUGAUAUAAAGUAUUUGUAAUUGCUGAAAAGUGAAACAGUGUAUGGAAGAAAUUAUUUCUGUAGUAUGAAAAUGUUAAAAUUAUUUGUUAAAUUUGUUCUGUGGUGAACACCUAAUGAAUGUUGUUAUGGUGAAUAUUUUCUGUUUGUUUGUUUUUAGCCAGUUGUAGUUGUGGAAACAGAUUUAUGGUAUACACAUUGGGACAAAUAUUGUUGGACUUAAAAAGGCUUCUUUUUUUUGGUUUUAAUAUAAAUUUAGAUUAUCAUGGGGUUGCAAUUUUAGAUGUACAGUGUAGGAAUUUAUAUUUCUUACAGCUUUUGAAUUGUCAAAAUAUUCAGGUACCUAAUUAAAAUUGAAUUUUUAUUAGUCUAUUGAACAUUAAUGGUAUGAAAUGGGACACACGCCUGGCAUUUAAGCUGAUACUGUAUCAAAGAUUAUUUUGUACAGGUGGUGCUAAACACCUUUAGUUAAUUCUAUCCAAGAGUGACACAUACUUAGCUAUUUUGACAUAAUGUUUAUCAUUCAGCAAAAUUUUGUCAUUUGAAAUUUUAAAUUUUACAAGAUCAUUACAAGGCUUAGUCACAGUUCAUGUACUGAUACAUGUAUUUUGAGAGUUUACUUUUAACUUGCUUAUGACAGUCAUUCAUUAAGCCCUUGUUUUUAAUUCACAGAUUUUCUCAUCUAUACCAUCAUUGUCAUAUUCCAUUUCCUUAUUAAGGUUGGUUAGAAUAAUCAAUUUUAAAUAUAGACUUUAAAAAAGUAGAAGAGAGGUUGCUAUUUUGUUUGGUUUUGUUGUUGUUACUUUUACAUAGAUGUUAGAAGUUCUCAGCACAGUUUGUUUAGAUUUUCUUUCCAGUUAUUUAUUGAAUUAUUGCUGUAGUACAUAUAGGAAGAGAUGCCAGUCUCUAAUUUUCUGUCUGUUGUAAGGGGUAAUUUCUCUGUUGUCGGGGAGAAUUCCUCAAUUGUUGGGGGAAUUUCUUGUUCACUGGUUCUAAUCCUGUGAUGAUAUGCAGCAUCAUAUCUGUAAUAGGAAAUCAACAUUUUUUAGUGAUAUAUAUAUCAGUGUUAUGUGGAAUAUUACUGAAUUAUAGUGGUUUUGUAAUGAUCAAAAUGAUGUUCUAUAGGUUAUCACUGCUGCUUGUGUUUUCAAGCACAGUAUAGGUAUGUGAAUGGGGUUUACAUUAUAUGUAUGAAAUAGCUGGGUCAGAAUUAAGGAUUAGGAUGUUUUGUAGAAAUGCAGUAUCUUGCUUCUUAGCUUGUUUGGGAUCAAAAGUAGUUUAAGGUUGCAACAAUAUGACAGUAUAAUUCCUCAAAAAUCAUUAAUAUUUGUGGGGGAUUAAUUUCUGUGGGUUUUGUGAUUGCAUCAGUCCCAACAAACAGCAAAUACCUAUUCGUUUUAUCUUCAGAUUUUGAAAUCAACAAAUUCAGAUCCCGUAAAAUAAGGGUUUUGACCAAAACCAUGAAAUUCCAUCCCCAUAAAAUCAAAUGAUUCCAUAGUUUGUGAAAUUUUUAACUUUUGAUUAGAUUUAUUAAUAAUUGAUAUUGUUAAGAUUACAUGUAAAAUAAGUUUUUCUUUUUUUUCAUCUCGUUUAAAAUCUUUAUUAUUAAAGUUGAUAUAAUUUCUCAUAAUUGUUAUUAUAUAAAAAAAGUCGUAGUCCAUUGCACUUUACUAGUGUAUAAUAAAACUAAACUCAUUUCAACAAUAUGAUAAUGUGUAUGACUACUAAGUUCUGUACAGGAGGUACUACUGUACUGGUGUGAAGAUGAAAUACAAAAUGGAAAGUUCACCUGUGUUACCAGAGUUUGUGAUAAUAUGUUGGUAAAAUAUUGGUUAGUCAGGUGAUUGAGCAUGUAGAGAGGAUGGAAGAUUGGUGAUACAUCCAUUUUCUCUUUCUACUGUUUUAGCCGGUAUCACUGUCAUUGUUUCCUUAUUUGACAUGCUAAUAAAUAUUUGAUUUUCUUAAA
This is a messenger RNA of Mercenaria mercenaria, 8031 nucleotides long. Its product is annotated as coiled-coil domain-containing protein 6-like. The record is from RefSeq and is a predicted model, not a curated record. The transcript has 9 exons. Bases 149 to 1459 code for a protein of 436 amino acids. NCBI's taxonomy places the organism in Eukaryota, Metazoa, Mollusca, Bivalvia, Venerida, Veneridae.